ACGGACACGUGAAGAAAGAGCGGAACCACAGUGACAGCCUAGCAAACAUAAUCGGACUGCUUUUACCAGCGCACUCGAGUAGCCUCCAUGACAGGCAGCAGUUGACAAUAAUACCAAGUUGAUGUUUGCCUCUCUGUCCACAAUGAUGUCGCAUGGGUUCAAGAGCAGUAAGCAGGACUUCACCUUUGGACCAUGGAAAGUGACUGCUGCCAAAAACCACAUCAUGAAAUCCAAAGACAUUGAACGGUUAGCGGAGGAGAUGAACAUGCCCUCCCUCCCAGAGAUGCUGUUUGGGGACAAUGUCCUGCGCAUCCAACACACUGAUGGCUACGGCAUCGAAUUCAGUGCCAUCAACGCUCUUAAGAGAGUCAACAACAUGGAGGAUGCUGUCAAGGUGGCUUGUGCUCAGGAAUGGCAGGAGAGCAGAGCUGAUUCUGAACACUCCAAAGAGGUGGUGAGACCCUACGACUGGACAUACACCACAGACUACAGAGGCACUCUGAUAGGAGACGAUAUGCAGAUAAAGGUGACUAAGACAGCGGCACGUAUUGACAUGGAGAAGCUGAAGGCUCGGGAACAGAUCAUGUUCUUCGAUGAGGUGUUGUUGUUCGAGGACGAGCUGCAUGACCACGGAGUCUCAAUGAUCAGUGUCAAAAUUAGGGUGAUGCCCACCAGUUUCUUCUUGUUGCUGCGUUUCUUCCUACGAGUGGACGGAGUCCUGAUUAGAAUAAAUGACACACGACUGUACCACGAGGCUGGAAAGAAUUACAUGCUACGGGAGUUCAGCACGAGGGAAAGCAAAAUAGCAGAACUGAAGUUCCUGAAGUCAGAGGCAGACCUGGAGUACAUUGAGAAGCGGCUGAAGCUGGAUUUCAUUAACAGCACUGCAGAGAAUGGAUGUCCUGCUGAGGAGAACCCAGCGGUGAUGCUGGAGAACCUGAGGGCCAUCAAGGCCAAACACACAGCACUGUGCUCUCAGGUAAAGGAGAUUGCAGCUGCACAGAAAGAAUCCAUGGACUCCAUAAGGAACAACCUCAGCAGCGUCAUGGACGUGAUCCAACACUUCCAACAAACCACUGAUGUGGAGGUUCAGCCACUGACAGACUCAAUGCAGGACUCACUACAGAUCCUGGGUUCAGCUUUCAGUGAGACCACAAAGCAGGUGCCUCCUGCUAUAACAGCUUCUAGCCAACAGCAGCCACUGAGCUAUGAGUCUGAUAACGUGGAGCUGAGUGAAGCGAUGUUUGGGGCGGUUCCUCUCAGCCUACGCUCCAGCAUCAAGCUGGCCGACCUCAAUGUGUUCUACCAACAGCUGCAACAGCACCUCAGCAAAGACAACAGCAGCUCCCUCAGUGUGCAGAAGAUGAAGCAGUUGAAGAUGAAUGUGAGUGACGCCAAGCUGAAGGUCCUGCAGCACCUCUCUUUAGUGGCACUGGACAGGAAGGGCCACGUUCGACUCGUGAUGGGAGGUGAAUGAACCUGGAGACUGUCGACAGUGUGUGCUGGGUUUGGCUGAUCCUCCACACGACCUAGAGUACAGAGCUGGCUGAAGGAUCACACUGCAGAGGCUCUGGGGACACAGCCAGACACACGCACGCCACCAGAUGUUUGUGGACAUCAGUCAUAUUUCAGUCAGUUCAGAUGCUGUUAUAGUUCCAAUCCACAAAUUGCAACACUAUUUUUACUCCUCUUGCAGGUCACAAUUGUCUAUUUUAACUUUUUCUGUGUCACCUGCCUUUCCUUCACUGCCAUCCCAACAUGCUCCUCUGCUUCAUUAACCCUGAGCCAUUAUUAAAGCUGCAGUGGGUAACUUUUAUAAAAAUAAUUAUUUGUCAGUGUUUUUACAGGGUCCUGCAAAUCACCUACCACUGCAGAAAGGGGAGAGAUCAACCAAGAGAUUUUCAUGGGAUAAAAUAAAGUGGAACCGCACUGUGUGUAUUUUAUGACUGUAGAAUGAUCUCAGCAGAACUACACUGACAGUGGGUCUGGACUGGUCCCUCCUGUCCAUUGACACAUAUAUAUUCCAUAAUGGGAACAGCUGAUAUCAGAGUGGUCUUCUCAAAUGUGAGCCUCCCUUAUCCAAGUCAUAUUCUCUGUCAUCUGGUCAUUUAUAAUGUAAAUACUUUAGAUGGAAAAAAGUGUGCUGUUCAUUCCUGACAUGGUGCAGGUAAAAUGCCCUUUGUUCGCCCUCAGUGUUUGUAUAGGGUUGGGUAUGAACCUGAUUACUUUGUUGGUACUGACCAAAAUGUAUUCUUAGAUAUAAGUAUGGAAAACUGUAAAAAACUUAAAGGUCCAUCAAAGGUCUGCUCAGACUCAUAGUCGUAUGUCCUUAUUAUAGAAAAUAAAAUGUUUAUAUUUGUUCCAAAUAAAAGACUCGAAACAUUUAAA
Dicentrarchus labrax (European seabass) is the source of this 2388-nucleotide messenger RNA. RefSeq names its product TIP41, TOR signaling pathway regulator-like (S. cerevisiae) (gene tiprl). The record is from RefSeq and is a predicted model, not a curated record. Lineage: Eukaryota; Metazoa; Chordata; Actinopteri; Moronidae. The coding region runs from base 122 to 1477 and encodes 451 amino acids. Gene Ontology annotation, cellular component: cytosol. The transcript has 13 exons. Gene Ontology annotation, biological process: TOR signaling.